GAAAGCCAUGACGUCGGCACUGUAUUUGGAGCAUUAUCUCGACGGGUUAGAAAAUCUACCCAACGAGUUGAAACGAAAUUUUACGCUGAUGCGCGAUCUCGACUCGCGGGCCCAAAUGCUGAUGAAAUCGAUCGACGAAAAGGCGGACGAGUACUUGAAAUCGUUGGUCAACUCGAAGGAAAACCUUUCCGACGAUAUGAAAAAGGAAAAGCUACAAGCGAUUCAGGAACUGUUCAACAAGGCGAAGGAGUACGGCGACGAUAAAGUGCAGCUGGCGAUCCAAACGUACGAGCUGGUGGACAAACACAUACGCCGUUUGGAUUCGGAUCUGGCCAGGUUUGAGGGUGAAAUUCAGGACAAAACAGUGAAUGCGCGUGAAAAGUCGGAGGAGAAUAUAACCAAGAAGGGCCGUAAAAAGGUAAAGGAUAGCAAGAGCACGGUGAAAAAGAAGCGUAUACAUUCCUCGGAAGAUGAAGCAAAGCCAACGGGCAAUGGUGGUGUGGCCAACAGUGGAGCAACCAGCGGUGCCGCCAACUCGAACGGAAAGGGCAAAAACACGAAGAAGCAGAAGGUAAAUCAAGAAAAAGAAGGUCGCAAAGGGCAAAAUAAGAAAGGAGCCGAAAAUGAUGAUACAACACAGGAUGGCGGGCAUGCAAAUCCACAUCCGAGCGACGUACUCGACAUGCCCGUCGAUCCGAAUGAACCCACCUACUGUCUGUGCCACCAGGUAUCAUACGGUGAAAUGAUCGGUUGCGAUAACCCAGAUUGUCCUAUCGAAUGGUUCCAUUUUGCGUGCGUCGGAUUGACGACCAAACCGAAAGGCAAGUGGUUCUGCCCGAAAUGCUCACAGGACAGGAAAAAGAAAUAA
Molecule: messenger RNA, 868 nt
Organism: Anopheles maculipalpis
Lineage: Eukaryota; Metazoa; Arthropoda; Insecta; Diptera; Culicidae
Gene: Ing5
Product: inhibitor of growth protein 5
Exons: 5
Coding region: 8-868 (286 amino acids)
Biological process (GO): regulation of DNA-templated transcription
Cellular component (GO): nucleus
Source: RefSeq, a predicted model, not a curated record